Messenger RNA from Euleptes europaea (tarantolino), 5967 nucleotides. RefSeq names its product TUB like protein 4 (gene TULP4). The coding region runs from base 833 to 5581 and encodes 1582 amino acids. Lineage: Eukaryota; Metazoa; Chordata; Lepidosauria; Squamata; Sphaerodactylidae. The record is from RefSeq and is a predicted model, not a curated record. Gene Ontology annotation, molecular function: protein binding. The transcript is spliced from 14 exons.
AAGGGACUUUUGUGUUCAUGAGUGGCAGCAAGCAGUGAGAAAGCAGCCAGGUGAUAAACUGAGUCUCCAAUGGAAAUGGUGGGGAAGCCACCAGCUACAAAGGAAGUGGGACUGCCUUUGGAUUGCAAAGACCUUGGGGUUGAACAGUGAGCUGUGGAGUUUGGAGAGGGUUUUCCCGUCUGCUCUGGCACGUUGUUAACUGCACAAAGCUCUGGUCUGUGGUCUCGCACAGUCUGUGUGCCUUUUUCCCUUUAUGCAAUCUAUUUCAGCUUUAGCAGCAGAAAUUCGUCCGGUGGGGAAGAUAUGCCAGAGGGCAGCUUUGGGGAAAGAUGAAUGAAUGUCCUAUAUGUGUAUGUGUGAAAAUCCAACUGGAGGAAAUCUUUUUUAAAGCCUUAAGUUACUUGAAACCUACACAUCUGCAAACCUUUGUCUCUGGAAUUGCAUAAUGCUAUACUGGAAAUCUCAGGCUGUACGGCGACUAUAUCAAAUUGAGCAAAAAGACGGUUCGCCGUUUCUUUGAACGCCUCUUCUGAAGUAGCUGUUUCUCCAAAGGAUAAGUGUACCCUCACUCUACUGGCUCUCAGUCAAAAUGAACCUGAUUUGGUUUUGUUUUUAAUUAUUACAUUUUCUUAGCCAACUGUCAUCAUCUUUUAUAGGGAAAUUUUUCACUAUGCAUUUGGUGGAUAUUUAUAAAAACUGACCUUCUCUCCCCUUCCUCGUAUUCUGAUCUGUCUAAACUUUUUGGUCUUAUCAAUAAAACAAAACGCUGAUUUACAGUUUCUGCACUAGACAUAGUACUUUCUUAUGUCAAAAGGGAAAAAUACAGCAAAGCAUGUAUGCAGCAGUGGAGCAUGGGCCUGUUCUCUGCAGCGAUUCCAACAUCCUCUGCCUCUCUUGGAAAGGAAGGGUUCCUAAAAGUGAGAAGGAGAAACCUGUGUGCCGGAGGCGAUAUUAUGAGGAAGGAUGGCUGGCAACAGGCAAUGGCAGGGGAGUUGUAGGGGUUACCUUCACCUCCAGCCACUGUAGAAGAGACAGGAACACCCCCCAGAGAAUCAACUUUAAUUUAAGGGGCCACAACAGUGAGGUUGUGCUUGUAAGAUGGAACGAACCAUUCCAGAAGCUGGCGACCUGUGAUGCAGAUGGUGGAAUAUUUGUUUGGAUUCAGUAUGAAGGGAGGUGGUCAGUAGAGCUUGUGAAUGAUCGUGGUGCACAGGUGAGUGACUUCACAUGGAGCCAUGAUGGAACUCAAGCGCUUAUCUCCUAUAGAGAUGGAUUUGUACUAGUUGGAUCAGUCAGUGGACAGAGGCACUGGUCUUCAGAAAUUAACUUGGAAAGUCAGAUCACCUGUGGCAUAUGGACUCCAGAUGAUCAACAGGUCCUAUUUGGCACUGCUGAUGGUCAGGUUAUUGUCAUGGAUUGCCAUGGACGAAUGCUGGCACAUGUUCUCCUCCAUGAAUCUGAUGGCAUCCUUAGCAUGUCUUGGAACUACCCAAGCUUUCUGGUGGAAGACAGCAGUGAAAGUGACACCGACUCAGAUGAUUAUUCGCCACCACAAGAUGGCCCAGCUGCAUAUCCAGUCCUGGUACAGAACACCAAACCACUACUCACUGUCAGCUUCACGUCAGGGGAUAUUAGCUUGAUGAACAACUUUGAUGACUUGUCUCCUACCAUCAUCCGCUCAGGGUUGAAAGAUGUUGUGGCUCAGUGGUGCACACAGGGAGACUUGCUGGCUGUGGCAGGCAUGGAGAAACUAAGCCAACUAGCUGAACUUAGCGGCGCUUCCUUUCUGAAAAGUGCACUGGUCAAAUUCUACAAUGUUCAUGGAGAACAUAUCUACACCCUGGAGACACCUGUGCAGCGUCCCAUAAUCUCCAUCUGCUGGGGCCACAGGGACUCACGUCUGCUCAUGGCUUCUGGUCCUGCGCUAUAUGUGGUCAGAGUGGAGCACAGAGUCUCCAGUUUGCAGCUCCUGUGCCAACAAACCAUUGCCAGCUCCUUGCGGGAUGACAAAGAUAUAAGUAAACUGACCCUGCCUCCCCGACUCUGCUCAUACCUCACCACUGCCUUUACACCAACGAUCAAGCCUCCUAUCCCAGACCCCAAUAACAUGAGAGAUUUUGUUAGCUACCCAACAUCCGGUAAUGAAAGGCUUCACUGCACAAUGAAGAGAACAGAAGAUGAUCCAGAGGUCGGAGGGCCUUGCUAUACACUGUAUUUGGAGUACUUGGGGGGGCUGGUGCCUAUUUUGAAAGGACGCCGAAUUAGCAAACUCCGGCCUGAGUUUGUCAUCAUGGAUCCUAAGACAGAUGGAAAAGCAGAUGAAAUCUAUGGAAAUAGUUUGAUUUCCACCGUGAUUGACAGCUGCAACUGCUCUGAUUCCAGCGAUAUCGAACUGAGUGAUGACUGGGCUGCGAAAAAGUCUCCCAAAAUCACUAGAGCUAGCAAAUCACCCAAACUUCCCAGAAUUAAUAUAGAAGCUCGCAAAUCUCCAAAGUUGUCACGAGCUGCUCAGGAGAUAUCAAGAUCUCCCAGGUUACCAAUAAGGAAGCCUUCCAUAGGUUCACCAAGUUUAACUCGUAGAGAGUUUCCUUUGGAAGAUAUCACUCAGCACAAUUACCUUGCUCAGGUCACAUCAAAUAUCUGGGGAACCAAAUUCAAAAUUGUGGGCUUGGCUGCUUUCCUACCAACAAAUCUUGGAGCAGUUAUCUAUAAAACCAGCUUGCUGCACCUCCAGCCCAGGCAGAUGACCAUAUAUCUUCCAGAAGUACGGAAGAUUUCUAUGGACUAUAUAAAUCUGCCUGUUUUCAACUCCAAUGUUUUCAGUGAAGAUGAAGAUGAUUUACCAGUGACCGGAGCAUCUGGAGUUCCUGAGAACAACCCACCUUGCACCGUAAACAUCCCGAUCGCUCCGAUUCACAGUUCUGCACAAGCAAUGUCACCAACUCAGAGCAUAGGGCUGGUUCAGUCUUUGUUGGCCAAUCAAAAUGUGCAGUUGGAUGUCCUCGCCAAUCAGACGACAGCGGUGGCGGCAGCAGAGCAUGCAACCGAGAAUGCAGUCCAUUACCCAAUUCCAAGUAGAUACUCCAACCCAGGCCAAGUCAUCUUUGGAGGAGUGGAAAUGGGGCGCAUCAUUCAGGCACCCCCACAGUUAUCCCUGCCACCCCAGAGUGCCAUCCAGAUGGCAAUAGUGGACCACAGAGAUGGGGACAGAGACCACGAACACCUCCAGAAAGCAAAAACGCUGCGUCCUGUUCAGCAGGUGUCUGAGGGAGAAGCUAACAUCUUCAGCACUGCUCAAGAAAUUCAGAUGAACAAAAUGAACCCACCCCCACCGUACCCUGGGACCAUACCAGCAGCUCCGACCACAGCACCUCCUCCUCCUCCUAUACCCCCGCAGCCUCCCGUAGACCUCUGUUUGAAAAAGGGAGAUUUCCCCCUUUAUUCAGCAGGGCAUUAUCAACCCCCCCUUGGCUACGAGAGAAUAACCACCUUCGAUAGCAGUGGGAACGUCGAGGAGGUGUGCCGACCUCGGACGCGAAUACUGUGCGCCCAGAACUCGUACACCCUGCAAGGGCCUGGUAGUUCUGCUACUUUAAGGAUCACUUCGUCAGAGAAAAAGAUUCAGCAGCCCUGCACCAGUGCUACCCUGAACAGGCUCACAGUCCCACGCUACUCCAUCCCAACAGGGGAUCCGCCGCCUUAUCCGGAAAUUGCAGCCCAGCUAGCUCAAGGGCGUGGCAUCACACAGAGGCUGGACAACAGCCUCAUCCAUGCCACUCUGCGGAGGAACAGCCGAGAGGCAGCACUGAAGAUGGCUCAACUGGUCGACAGCCAAAGAGCCACCCUGCAGCUCCCACCGAAACUGAAGAGCAACGUCGUGGCGGCCCAGUACCAGCAGCGGGUGCCGACGGCACUCUACACCUGCAGCCAGUGCAGCAGCAGCAGCAAUAGUGGCGGCGGCAGCAACCCAAACAGCGGAGGUGGGAAUAUCGGCAGCGCCAGCACUAACAGCGGCACCUCCGCCAUCAGCAGCAUGAGGCCAGACAUGACGACGGGGAGCAGCUCUCAGCACAGCUCUGUCAUUGCACAUUCCGUCAGCACUUCACCUCUGGCCUCCCAGUCCUCUUACAGUUUGCUGAGCCCCCCUGACAGCUCUCGUGAACGGACAGACUAUGUGAAUUCUGCCUUCAUGGAGGACGAGACUCUUUCCCAGCACUGCCCUGCGGAGAAAUCAAUGCGCCACAUCCCUAUCGCCAUGGCAGAACCUGGCGUCGGAGUGAAAAGACCACCCCCCUACCAAUGGGAACCUAUGGUGACUGAAGAAAUCUGGGUUCCUCAGGAAAGGACAGCUCAGAGUACUUUGCCUAACCCUGUAAAACCUACCCCUCUAGUCAUUGGCCAAACUCAGCAUCUGGAUAUAUCCCGAGUGCCAUUUGUUUCGCCCAAAUCUCCAACCAGUCCCACUGCCAAUUUCCAGAUGGGUUAUGGGGUCGGAGCAUCCUACGUGGGGAGUUACAGUGUUCCUCCUCCACUCCCUCCUCUCCAGGGAAUGCAGGUCCCCUGUUCCCCCAAAGAAGCUCUAGCCCCAACCCAGAUUGCACAACAGGAGCCAACAGUUGUGCUUCAGCCAGGUUACCCUUCGAAUCUCUCUUAUUGUCCCUUGCCCCCCAUGUACCCUGGAAAUAGCACUUGCUCGAGUUUACAGCUCCCACCGAUGGCCUUGCAUCCAUGGAAUUCAUACAGCACAUGCCCACCUGCUGCACAGAGUGCCCAAGGCACUCUGCCCCCCAAAUCACUACUGGUGGUGGAGAAACCUGUGAUGUCCCCACCAUCCACAGAGACUCAAAGUCACGUCGGUACGGAUGUAAUGGUGGAGACCACAGACAACUUCCAAGAAGUGCUUUCCCUGACAGAAAGCCCUGUUCCUCAGCGGACAGACAAAUUUGGCAAGAAGAAUCGCAAGCGCUUGGAUAGCCGAGCGGAGGAAGGGAACAUGCAGGCUAUCACAGAGGGUAAAGUCAAAAAGGAGGCACGGACGACACUGACUGACUUCAACACACUGAUAUCCAGCCCUCGGCUGGGCAGGGAAAAGAAGAAAGUCAAAAGCCAGAAGGACCAGCUGAAGUCAAAAAAACUGAACAAGAUGAAUGAGUUUCAGGACAGCUCAGAAAGUGAACCUGAGCUGUUUAUUAGUGGGGAUGAACUAAUGAACCAGAGCCAGGGCAGUAAAAAGGGGUGGAAAACCAAAAGGAAUUUGAGGACAGCCAGUGAAAUGGAUGAAUUUAAGUGCCGGAAAGCCAAUGAAAAAGAGGAUGGACGACUAGGAAACCAGGGCUUUGUGUAUGUGAUGGCCAAUAAGCAACCCUUGUGGAAUGAGGCAACCCAAGUCUAUCAGCUGGACUUUGGAGGGCGAGUGACCCAAGAAUCUGCAAAAAACUUCCAGAUUGAGCUGGAAGGAAGACAGGUCAUGCAGUUCGGGAGGAUUGAUGGCAAUGCUUACAUUUUGGACUUUCAGUAUCCAUUUUCAGCAGUGCAGGCCUUUGCAGUGGCUCUGGCUAACGUGACUCAGCGCCUGAAAUGAAAACAGUGAACCAGAGAGUGGAAGAAACUGAAAAUCCUUCUCUUAAGGGCCAACCCAGGAAGUAUCAGGGAGGCCCGCUAGAGCUGUGCAAAGGAUUCUGAGAGCGAAGAAGGCACUGCCGCUGGAACAGUCUCUGCAUGCCCAAAGGAGGGCACCAACUUUAAACAUUGUUGGGGGUGGGAUAGGGGCUCUUUGGUCGGGGAUUCCUUUUCUUUGAGUCGACAUUGUGCUGGUUUUUCAGAGUGAGCAAGGGACGAGAGCUAUUCAGUGUUAUGUCGGGAAAUGUGGCUUUUGGCUUGUUGUGAUGGUUCUUCUGUGUUUGCCGCAAAAAAAAUAGCUGAUGUAAGCUGACGAGGAUAUUAAAAGACUGACCUUCUUUUACUUUC